UGGGGAGGUAAUGAACUAACUGGGUUUGUUGCCACCAUGGCAGAGUCAUAGAAUCAGAGCGUCUGUCUGCAGGGAGAGAGCCUGGGGGGACUUGGGGAGUGACAUGGACUCCAGCCCCUUAUGAAACCUGCCCAAUCUCCCUGCUCCUCCGACAGGCUGAGGAAUCGCAUCCACGUUUCGCUCCAGAUUGUCCCGUCUUGCAGGGGACAGGGCAGGGAAAUGGCUGUGAUGGAGCCAGCUGAGAUGCCGGUGACCUUCGAGGAGGUGGCUGUGUAUUUCACCCAGGGACAGGGGGCUUUGCUGGACCCUGCUCAGAGAGCCCUCUACAGGGAUGUCAUGCAGGAGAACUACGAGACAGUGACCUCGCUGGGAUUUCCCCUUCCCAAACCUGGCCUGAUCACCCGGCUGGAACGAGGGGAAGAGCCGUGGGUGCCCGAUCUCCAGGCCUGUGAGGAAAGAGAGAUCCCAAGAGGUGCCCACACAGAGCAGGGCUGCAUGCAGCAGAUAUCACUGACAUCGCUUCCCAUGUGUCCUGUUCACUGCAGGAGUUUCCUUCCCAACUGGGAAGUGGAGGGAGAAUCCAAUUGCUCCAUCUCUCCAACCUUUAGUAUGUUGGGUUUUCCCUCGGUUCUAUUCCUCUUAAUUUCUCCGCAGCAGAAUGACUCCUGUCUGCACUGUCUCUCUCCCAGCAGGUGAUGAGAGAGUGAGUGAGAAGAAGGAGGGGAAUCAACAUCAGGAAAUUCCUGGGCACGGGGAACCACAGGGGAUUUCUGUGGGAAGAGCUGAAGGGAAUUUUUCCCAGUGCUUGGCACAGGGAGAAGCCUGGGGAAAUUGGCAGAGGUCAAAGAGGCUGCUGGGAAACCACUCAAGGGAGCAACUGGAUGGAUCUAUUAUAUGUGGGGAAGGACACAGGGAUCCCACAGCCCGGCAGACAACCCCCAAGGCCGACAAACGCUAUGAAUGCCUCGGUUAUGGGAAAGGAUUCAUUCUGAGACCGGUGCUUCUUACCCUUCAGGCAAUAAAUACUGGGGAGAAAACACUUCAAUGCUUGGACUGUGGGGAAAACCUCAAUAAGCGCUCAGAUCUUACUAACCAUGGGAGAAGCCACAUGGGAGAGAAACCCUCUGGGUGCCUUGAGAGCAGGAAUUGUUUGAAUUGGAAGUCAGCACUGAUUACACAUCAGCUAAUCCACACAGGAGAGAGACCCCACAAGUGCUUAGACUGUGGGAAAAAAUUCGUAUGGAGGUCAGGCCUAAUUAAACAUCAGAAAAUCCACACAGGAGAGAGACCUCAUCAGUGUUUAGACUGUGGGAAAACUUUCAUAGAGAGGUCAAACCUUGUUGCACAUCAAGUAGUCCACACCAGAGAGAGACCCCAUAAGUGCUUAGACUGUGGGAAAAGUUUCACACGGAGAUCAGCCCUGGUUACACAUCAGAGAUUACACACAGGAGAGAGACCCCAUAAGUGCUUAGACUGUGGAAAAAGUUUCACACAAAGGCCAACUCUUCUUAAACAUCAGAGAAUACACACAGGAGAGAGACCCCAUAAGUGCUUGGUCUGUGGGAAAAGUUUCACAUGGAGAUCAGCCCUGGUAACACAUCAGGGAUUACACACAGGAGAGAGACCCCAUAAGUGCUUAGACUGUGGAAAAAGUUUCACACAAAGGCCAACCCUUCUUAAACAUCAGAGAAUACACACAGGAGAGAGACCCCAUAAGUGCUUGGACUGUGGGAAAAGUUUCACAUGGAGAUCAGCCCUGGUUACACAUCAGAGAAUACACACGGGAGAGAGACCCCAUAAGUGCUUAGACUGUGGGAAAAAAUUUGUACAGAGGUCAGGCCUAUUUAAACAUCACAAAAUCCACACAGGAGAGAGACCCCAUAAGUGCUUGGAAUGUGGGAAAAGUUUCAUACAUAGGUCCCACCUUGUUAAACAUCAAGCCAUCCACACCGGAGAGAAACUCCAUAAGUGCUUAUGUUUAUAAUGUUAUAUAUGCUUAUAAUGUUUUUCUGUGUUUUCAUAUCUAUUGAUUUCUCUCACAACAAAGAAUAGAAAGUGUACAGUGCUCACUUUAUAUUAUUUUUUAUUUCAAAUAUUUGUACUGUAAACAUGCAAAACAAAAAUAGCCUUUUUCAGUUCCCCUCAUAGAAGUGCUGUCGUGCAAUCUCUUUAUCAGGAAAGUGUAACUUAGAAACACAGAUGAUUUUAAUUAUAUAAGUGCAGUGAAAAAUAAAGCAAUUAAAAACUUUAGAGCCUAGAAGUCCACUCAGUGCUACUUCUUUUUCUGCCACUCGCUAAGACAAACCAGUUUGUUUACAUUUACGGGAGCGACUGCUGCCUGCUUCUAAUUUAUGAUGUCACCGGAAAGUGUGAGAAGGCGUUCCCAUGGCCUGUUUGUAGCUGGCAGCGCAGGUAUUUAAGUGCAAGAUAUGCUAAACAUGCCUAUGUCCCUUCAUGCUUCGGCCACCAUUCCAGUGGAGGAUGCUCAUUUAAAAAAAAUAAUGCAUUAAUUCCAUUUGUGACUGAACUCCUUGAAGGAGACUUGUAUGUCCCCUGUCCUGUUUUACACACCUUCUGCCAAAUAUGUCAUCAUAUCGAAGUCACGGAGAAUGACCUAGCACAUGGGGGGACACUUUCACUGCAGAUUUGACAAAACGCAAAGAAAGUAACUAUCUGCGAUUUCGAAAGAUAGCUACAGCACUCGGCCCAAGGUUUAAGAAUCUGAAGUGUCUUCCAAAAUCUGAGAGGGAUGAGGUGUCGAUCUGGUCUGCUUUGGAUCGUUAUCGAUUAGAACCCGUCGUUAGCAUGGAGGCAUGUCCUCUGGAAUGGUGGUUGAAGCAGGAAGGGACCUAUGACCCUUUAGAGCAUCUGGCAUGUAAAUAUCUUGCAACGCUGGCUGCAAUAGUGUCACGCGAAUGCCUAUUUUCACUUUCAGGUGACACUGUAAACAAGAAGCGGGCAGCAUUAUCUCCUGCAAAUUGUAACCAAACUUGUUUUUCUGAAUGAUUGGCCGAAGAAGAAGUAGGACUGAGUGGAGUUGUAGGCUCCAAAGUUUUACAUUGUUUUAUUUUUGAAUGCAGUUAUUUUUUGCACAUAAUUCUACAUUUGUAAGUUCAACUAUCAUGAUAAAGAGAUUGCAUACAGUACUUGCAGUUGGUGAAUUGAAAAAUACUAUUUCUUUUGUUUUUUACAGUGCAAGUAUUUGUAAUAAAAAAUAUAAAGUGAUCACUGUACACUUUGUAUUCUGUAAAAACAACAAGGAAUCCUUGUGGCACCUUAGAGACUUAACACAUUUCUUUGGGCAUAAACUUUUGUGAGCUAUAACCCAUCAUCAGAUGCAUGGAGUGUAUUCUGUGUUGCAGUUGAAAUCAAUAUAUUUGAAAAUGUAUAAAACAUCCAAAAUAUUUAAAUAAAUGGUAUUUUAUUAUUGUUUAGGAGCACGAUGAAUCACGAUUAAUUUUUUUAAUCACUUGACAGCCCUAGAACAUAGUAAUUGUAGUAGUCUAUGUUAAUCUGUAACGAGAUAUAGAUUAACAGUGUAACCAAAGGGUUUCUGUCAACGACUGUAUUUUGUUCAUUCAGAAGUCAAAAGGAAAUAUUAACAUUUAAAUGAAACUUGGGUGUAAUAAGGUCAUUGUGUAUAUAUCUCUCUCUUUAAAGUUUGUGGUAAACUGUCUAUGAACGGCUUUAUAGAUAAUUACCUUAUAUUAAUCCAUGUAGUUUUAUUACCUGUGAUGUUUGGGAAAUAGGAGGUUACUUCCAAAACCUAUUGUUCACCCAAGGACUGCCUGCUGUCGAGAGGCUGCAAAAACGUCUACAUAAACUCUUGGGACCUGAUCCUUUUAUCUCAGAUCUUCUUAAGCUUUAUUCAGGGGGAGUUCGAGUCAUAAGAUUGAGAUCUCCAAUCCUCUCUGGACCGUCCCGAUAUUGAACAUUUGGACAUUGGACUAGAACGUGAUGAAAUGAUUCUGAAAAGGACUCUUUUCAAUUAUAACGCGCCAUCUCUAUGGUCAAACUGACCUAGGGACUCUAUUCGCAUUUGUAUGUCUAAUGAUCUUUUAGCCAAUACUGCCUUUUCUUCUUUUAAUACAUCGUACUUUAGUUAACAA
Chelonia mydas (Green sea turtle) is the source of this 4109-nucleotide messenger RNA. Its product is annotated as zinc finger protein 501. The record is from RefSeq and is a predicted model, not a curated record. The transcript has 4 exons. Lineage: Eukaryota; Metazoa; Chordata; Testudines; Cheloniidae. Gene Ontology annotation, biological process: regulation of transcription by RNA polymerase II. The coding region runs from base 121 to 696 and encodes 191 amino acids. Gene Ontology annotation, molecular function: DNA-binding transcription factor activity, RNA polymerase II-specific; RNA polymerase II cis-regulatory region sequence-specific DNA binding.